Molecule: messenger RNA, 720 nt
Organism: Ostertagia ostertagi
Lineage: Eukaryota; Metazoa; Nematoda; Chromadorea; Rhabditida; Trichostrongylidae
Source: the annotation of a GenBank genome assembly
AUGAAUACCAUUGCUCGGCGUCUGCUUUCGUUGUCAGCAAAAAGAUUGCAAUCAAGAGAAGCAUUACUGGAAAAAUAUGAUCCUGUGCAGGUUGGAUAUUUGUCAGAGCAAUGUAUUGCUGUGGACGAAAAUGACAACGUUGUCGGAGGUGUGGCAAAAGGGGAUGCGCAUCGAGCUGAUACAUUGGGUCUUCACCGAGCCUUCAGUCUUUUCGCCUUCACACCCGAAAAGAAGUUGAUAUUGCAAAAGAGAAGCGCGGAAAAAAUCACAUUUCCUUUAUUAUGGGCCAACACAUGCUGUAGCCAUCCGCUUUUCACUAAUGUCGAGCUCAAUGGUGGUCCAGGUGCUGUCGCAGCGGCAGUGAGGAAAGUUGAGCAUGAACUGGGUGUGAUCGAUUUGAGGCCAGAAGAGUGUCGCGUGAUGGGACGGUUUCUUUACAAGGCUGUUAUGGAAGACUCGUUGUGGGGAGAGCAUGAACUUGAUUAUGUUGUGAUUACGCGUGGAUUAUCGCAUAGUCGACUCAAUCCGAAUUCAUCUGAAGUAAGCGAUGUCAGAAUAGUUGACGAGAAGGAACUGGCGGAAUGGGUAGCGGAAGAGCCGUCAUCAUUCUCUCCGUGGUUUCUUCUGUUCUAUCGUUUGCGACAUUUAUCAGAGUGGUGGUCGAAACUCGAUCGGAUAGAUUCCUAUCCUGUCGAUAUGAACAUUGUACGAAUGAAUUGA